Molecule: messenger RNA, 2544 nt
Organism: Helicoverpa armigera (cotton bollworm)
Lineage: Eukaryota; Metazoa; Arthropoda; Insecta; Lepidoptera; Noctuidae
Gene: Nanoso
Exons: 8
Coding region: 143-1261 (372 amino acids)
Biological process (GO): oogenesis; negative regulation of translation
Cellular component (GO): perinuclear region of cytoplasm
Molecular function (GO): mRNA binding; zinc ion binding
Source: RefSeq, a predicted model, not a curated record
CCGCCAUUGUCGAGCGAACGAAUCCGCGUGAAAUGAAACCCCCUCCCGUCAUUUCCUCUCAUUGGCCCAUUCCCGCUGCAGUUGUCUCGCGAGCAACGUGCUUCGCUUUUUAAAAAUAAUCGCAAUUUUUUAAUUAGGAACAAUGAUUGGCCAAAAUACUUUGUUCAGUGAUUAUGGAUAUGGAAGUGGCAGUUCAUCGAAUCAUACAUCAUGGCCGUCAUCUGGGGAGUCGUGGUCGCCUCUCCAGGCUCAGCCGAGAAACGACCUCAAGCCUACCGAGCAGAAGCCUGCCAGCUUCCAGGAUCUGGUGACGGGCAAGUGUACUCUGGAUGACAUCAUGAAGGACUUCCAGAUGAACGGCCAGGACUUGCCCUAUCCUUCCUACGAAAGCAUUUGGAGUCCCAACGCAGCUGACAGCCUAUCAGGCAUGGGUCCCUCCAGCGUGUACUUGCGUCAGAAGUCGUGGCCAUCAGCGGAGAACUCGCCCGCGCCGCGCCUGCAGCGCCCGCGCUCCGAAUGGAUACCGUCCACCACUGCUGCCGAGUUCAACUCCAACGAGUUCUCUACAUCCACGCCUUUUGAAGUUGAAGGCCUAUCAGGCUUGGAUCCUUCUAGCGCGUACUUGCAGCAGAAGUCGUGGGCACCGGCAGAGUCCCCGGUCGCCUUCCGUCCGGCACGCCCGCGCUCCGAGUGGCUGCCGUCCAAUGACUAUACUAUUUCCCCGCCAGCUGAAGAAGUGGGAUCAGUUGGAGCAAACGCGGAUACUCUGACGGCGGAGCACCGUCGCGUGCUGAACUCGCUGCCUGACAGGGUGCUGUUCCCUUUGCUGCAGAUACUCGAACAGGAAAGGGCCGUAGAGAAGCGCUUCAGGCGUCAAACUGAGUGUCGCUUCUGCAAGAACAACGGCGAGCGCGAGAAGUUCUACACGUCGCACAGCCUGCGCGACGCGGCCGGGCGCGUCACCUGCCCCGUGCUCAGCGCCUUCCGCUGCCGCCGCUGCGGCGCCACCGGGGCAAGAGCACACACCGACACAUACUGCCCGCUCGCCACGCCCGACGAGCGCAUGAAGUCAGCCGCCAUGAUGCGCAGCGUCCGGAUGGCAUCGGGGCGGCGCCGCGGUGCCGCGUCGCAAGCCGACUACGUGAUGUUCGGCGACGCCACGCCGUCGUGCCUCUCCGACAAUCAGGUGUACUCCACCUUCGCACAGACCGCUCCUCUCGACCCUCUGUGGGCCGCUUUAGAGCAAAAACUAUCCAUUUAAUCAUUUAACACUCACCUAAGUACCCACUGCCGAGAUCAUAACAAAAAUAAACUGAGUUUUAUUUAACAACUGUUAACAAGCUCGGCAUUAGGCUACUUGGGUACAAAGCAGUUGAUUCAUUCGCGGAUAGAUGGCGCUGUGCUCAAUCAAGGGGGAUAAUUUUGAAGAUUAUAUUUUUUUGUUCUUUGUUAUUAAAUUAGUAAUACUGAGUGAUAUACUGUACUACAAAUGUUUAUUAUGUGUUGACGGUUCUUUGAGUCAUGAUAUUUGAUACUUAAGAUAAAGUGAUAUUAUAGUUUGAAGGUCAGUAAUAUAAGGUAGUGUUCUAAACAAAUAGAUAAUUUGAAAAUACUACCAGUGAUAGUUUUAUAAUUAUGAUAACUGCCUAUAGUGGUAGAAAAGUUCCUUCUUUUUUGUUUAUUGCAGUUAAAGGUUACUGCUUUAAAACGGUAUUAAUUAGAGAAAUUGCUUAGGUUUUAAGUAUGACAUUUUUACGUGUUUCAACGCAUAAACUUAUGAAAGCCUACCUGUGCUACAUCUUCAUUAAAUGAAGAAAUGAUGAAAGCAAAAAGAUUAAUCAUAAAACAAAAUGUAACACACAUGCGGAUAUUUUUCAGACUCAAUAAAUUGUACAUGUAUGAAUACUUGAGAUAUACAUUUUCAUUUAUCAAAGCUAAUGCAUUGAGAAUAAAAUGUUGGUGAAGUAUGCGGCAGUACAAAUAUUGGGUACUAUCAGAAUGAAAAUCAAUAAACAUUUUUGUAAUAAAAUUAAGUGCAUUGAGACAAUAUGACUCGUCUCCAAGUAUUAACUUAGGAAUGUGAAUAUCAAUCAGAUCGAAAUCUAAAACUAUGUUCUACUGUAUCAAUUUAUUUUUUUAAUAGCUAAAAUAUAAAAUCUGACUUUUACAGGCUUAUUCAAAUAAAGUGGAAUUUUGACAGAAAUAAUAAAAUAUUAAGUUGUUAAUAAUUUUUUAAUAAAUUAUUCAACUUACUAAUUAAUUUGUUGGAUCCGGGUUUUCCUAAUAGAUUUGUUGGUAAAACAUUAUUUCAUUAAUAGGCUUAUAUCCGCAUGUCAUAAUAUUGAUAAUUAAUUUUGGUAAAAAUAUAAAUUAGUUUUUUGACUUUGACGAAUAAUUUGUCAUGGACUGGCUAUGAUAUUAUAUUUUUACUAGAUAAUCUAGAAUUUUAUUUCGUUGAUUUUGUAUUUUUAUGUUAUGAUAAUACUGUUAUAAACUUUAUAACUAUUUUUGUUACUUAUAAAUUGGUGGUGGUGUCUUUUGGGU